GGGCCUGUUGUUGCAGUGGGGAGUGGGGAAUGACUGGCUGAGACCGAAUGUACAGGGAGGGGGACACUCUCUGUGCUGUACGCUCUUGUCCCUCAGAGGGGUCACCCUGCAAACCACUGGGUGGAAGCAGUUUUUUUUUCCUCUCCCCCCUCCCCUUCUAAGAUGUAGCUGCUGGAGAUGUAGACUUGGACUCAUUCUGCCAGGGAGCUCUAGUUGACACGAGAACCCAAAGCCACGCCAGCGCCCUGUAGAGGCCAUGGCUCCUCGUAAGCGCAAUGCCCGGGGCUUCUCCUUCAUCUUCUGCUGCUUCCAGAGCAAUGACCACCCAGAAAUCACCUACAGGCUGCGCCAUGGCAGCAACUUUGCCUUGCAAACCAUGGAGCCAUCCCUGCCAAUGCCACCUGUUGAGGAACUGGACAUCAUGUUCUCUGAGCUGGUGGAUGAGCUGGACCUCACUGAAAAACACAGGGAGGCCAUGUUUGCCCUCCCAGCAGAGAAGAAGUGGCAGAUAUAUUGCAGUAAAAAGAAGGAGCAAGAGGAAAACAAAGGGGCCACCAGCUGGCCAGAAUUCUACAUUGACCAACUGAGCUCCAUGGCUGCUAGGAAGACACUCUUGGCCCUGGAGAAAGAAGAUGAGGAAGAAAGGAAUAAGACCAUUGAGAGCUUGAAAACAGCUUUGCGGACACAACCCAUGAGUUUUGUGACCAGGUUUAUUGACUUGGAUGGCCUGACAUGCAUCUUGAACUUCCUGAAGACUAUGGACUAUGAGACCACAGAGUCCCAGAUCCACACCUCACUGAUUGGCUGCAUCAAGGCACUGAUGAACAAUUCUCAGGGCCGUGCCCAUGUACUGGCCCAUCCUCAGAGCAUCAAUAUCAUUGCCCAGAGCCUGAGCACAGAGAACAUCAAGACCAAGGUGGCUGUGCUAGAGAUCAUGGGUGCUGUCUGCCUGGUGCCUGGUGGCCACAGGAAGAUUCUGGAGGCAAUGCUGUAUUACCAGAAGUUUGCUUCCGAGAGGACACGCUUCCAGACACUACUAAAUGAUCUGGACCGGAGCACUGGGCGGUACCGAGAUGAGGUGAACCUAAAGACGGCUAUCAUGUCAUUCAUCAAUGCCGUGCUCAGUCAAGGGGCUGGUGAGGAAAGCCUGGAGUUCCGCGUCCACCUUCGGUACGAGUUCCUAAUGCUUGGCAUCCAGCCAGUCAUUGACAAGCUAAGAUCUCAUGAGAACUCCACUCUAGACCGACAUUUGGACUACUUUGAAAUGCUGAGAAAUGAAGACGAGUUAUCCUUGUCAAAGCGGUUUGACACUGUGCACAUAGACACUAAAAGUGCUACCCAAAUGUUUGACCUCAUCAGGAAGAAGAUGAACCACACGGAUGCAUAUCCACACUUCAUGUCUGUCCUACAGCACUGUCUCCUGAUGCCCUACAAGCGAAGUGGGAAUACGGUGCAGUACUGGUUGCUCCUGGACCGCAUCGUUCAGCAGAUCGUUCUGCAGACUGACAAGGGUCAUGACCCAGACGUUACCCCACUGGAGAACUUCAAUGUGAAGAACGUUGUGCGAAUGUUGGUGAAUGAAAACGAAGUAAAGCAGUGGAAAGAGCAGGCUGAAAAAAUGCGAAAAGAGCAUCAGGAGCUGCAGGUGAAGUUGGAGAAGAAGGAGCGAGAGUGUGAAGCCAAGACACAGGAGAAGGAGGACAUGAUGCAGACGCUCAACAAGAUGAAGGAGAAGCUAGAGAAGGAGACCAGUGAACACAAAAUUGUCAAGCAGCAAGUAGCAGAGCUGUCCUCCAGACUUCAUGAUCUCAGCAAUCGACCACAACCUACCAUCCCUGGUGGCCCCCCACUCAUUCCUGGAGCCCCAGGUGGUCCUUUGCCUCCUCCGCCUCCAGGAGGCAUGCCCCCUCCCCCUCCACCACCCCCUGGUGGAGGUCCACCACCUCCUCCACCUCCUCCAGGUGGACCUCCACCCCCGCCAGGACCACCUCCACUUGGGGCACCUCCGAUUCCAGGGGGCCCACUGGGAUCAUCUCUGAAGAAGAAGAAUAUCCCACAGCCAUCCAACCCACUCAAGUCAUUCAACUGGGCCAAGCUAGCAGAGAACAAGCUGGAGGGGACAGUGUGGACACAGGUCGAUGACGGGAAGGUAUUUAAAAUCUUGGACCUGGAGGACAUUGAAAAGACCUUCUCUGCAUACCAGAGGCAGCAGGACUUCUUUAUGACCAAUAACAACAAACAGAAGGAGACAGAGGAUGACUCAGUGUCUUCUAGAAGGGUCAAGGAGUUGUCUGUCAUUGAUGGUCGCCGGGCACAGAACUGCAACAUCCUACUGUCUCGAUUGAAGCUGUCCAAUGAAGAGAUCAAAAGGGCCAUCAUGACCAUGGAUGAACAGGAGGACCUUCCCAAGGAUAUGCUGGAGCAGCUAUUGAAGUUUGUCCCAGAGAAGAGUGAUGUGGACCUCCUGGAGGAACAUAAGCAUGAGCUGGACCGAAUGGCCAAGGCAGAUCGCUUCCUUUAUGAGAUGAGCAGAAUCAGUCACUACCAGCAGAGGCUGCAGUCUUUGUAUUUUAAGAAGAAGUUUGCAGAGAGAAUAGCUGAAAUAAAGCCCAAAGUUGAAGCACUGACAAAGGCCUCUAAGGAGGUGCUGCAGAGCAGGAACGUCAGGCAGCUGCUGGAGGUGGUGCUGGCCUUUGGAAACUACAUGAACAAGGGUCAGAGAGGCAACGCUUACGGCUUCAAGAUCUCCUCACUCAACAAGAUUGCUGACACCAAAUCUAGCAUCGACAAGAAUAUUACUCUGCUACAUUACCUGAUCACAAUCUUGGAGAAGAAGUAUCCCAAGGUCAUGCUGCUGCAGGAGGACCUGAAGAAUGUUCCAGAAGCAGCCAAAGUUAACAUGAUGGAACUGGAGAAGGACAUUGGCAACCUCCGUAGUGGACUGAAGAACGUAGAGAGUGAGCUGGACUUCCAGAAGAGCCGUCCUCAGGAGCGAGGGGACAAGUUUGUGUCAGUGGUUAGCCAGUUCAUCACCGUGGCCAGCUUCAGCUUCUCUGAUGUGGAGGACUCCCUUCAGGAGUCGAAGGAACUGUUCCAGAAGGCUGUGAAGCACUUCGGAGAGGAUGCUGCUCGCAUGCAGCCGGAUGAGUUCUUUGGCAUCUUUGACCAGUUCAUGCAAGCUUUUACAGAGGCCAAGCAGGAGAAUGACAACAUGCAGAAGCGCAAGGAGGAAGAAGAGCGACGGGCUCGCAUGGAGGCUCAGCUGAAAGAGCAGCGGGAAAAGGAGAGGAAGGCCCGCAAGGCCAGGGAGAAUGGUGAGGAGGAUGGCGAGUUUGAUGACCUGGUGUCAGCGCUGCGCUCCGGCGAGGUGUUUGACAAGGACCUGUCCAAGAUGAAGCGCAACCGAAAGAGAAUCAUCAACCAGACACCAGAGCCGGGCAGCAGGGAGCGGCCGGUCACCAAAUUAAACUUCUGAGCAGAUGAUAUACUCUCCUGACUCUGCUCCCUGGCUGCUCUGCACAGCACUGCUGGAGCAGCCGGCGUCAGCUGAGCAUUCCUUUCUUUACUGGCCAUAGACUUAGAAAAGCAGCCCUUGGUAGAACUGCAAGACCAUGUAGACCCAUGUGUCUCUGUAUGCUAAAACUUAAAAACAGAACAGUACAGAAGAAAGGACUGGGGGGGUUUUUUUUUUUUUUUUUUUGUCUUCUGCUGCAGAAAAAGAGAUGUCUGUCUGGAAACAGAUAAAUAAAAAAGGACAUAACCUGCAGUUAAGAAGAGUUGAGUCUUAAAUAUGACUCGGUGGAUCCCUCUGCCAGUUGCCAAAAUUCAUGUUUAAUCUCACUGGUUUUCUCUGACUCUGUGUUCCUCGGUUAGCGAACAUGAUGAUGUAGUGAGGCUGGCAGAUGUUCAGGAGCAGUGCGAACCACUGCACCCCCCUCCCUUGUCCGUAGGCCUGCUUCCUGAGCAGGAAGUGAUAAUAGGGCAUGGCAUACCACUCCUCUCUGCAUUGGGGGAGCUUCUGCUUAACAAAAGGUAGUCCUUCGAACCCUAGCAUUUUCCCUAUCUGCAGAAGUACCCUCCUACUUUGACCAGAGUGGGACCUCCAUGGAGCAGCCCUUCCCUCGUGACCUCCACAGUGUCAAGGCCAAGGUGGGUGGGAUGAGAGCAUGUCAGUCCCAGCGUGGGCACCCACCACUCCUGUGCUUCCAGUGGGCAUUCCAUGCUGUCUUGAACAGCAGGCUUGUUUUUAUCCAGAUUCAGCACAACAUGGACAACAAAUAUCCAGUAUAUAUAUAUUUCCUGCUCUGCACUGCAACUUUUUUAAGCUGGAUUUUUUUAAAGACCUAGAAGUAUUUAAAUGAGAAUACAUUAGGCAAUAAGAAUGAUAAAUAUUUUGAUCUGGAUACAGUUAAUUUUUGGUUGUAAAACUGAGUCAAAUGCUAAAUGAACACUAAAUGUAGUAUUUCAAAUGCAGCACUUUAUUUCAGAGGUCUGCUGGUGUAAAAUGAAUUUUACAUUUUUGGUAUCUUUUCGAGAGUUGUGUGAGAGCCAGGUCCAACUAACUGAAGCACUGUGGACGCCAACAUGAUUUCUAUGCAUAUAAAGUGGAAAAAAACAUUGUUUUGUCCCAGUUAUAUGCUCGUAUGAGUGUGUAUGCAGUACUACAACGUAUGUGUAUACAUUUUUUACAUGCACGUCGUAGUUCUCUAUGUACUCUGUAUAUGUCUACAUACACACCCCAUUAAUUAGGUGAAAUGUAAAAAGUAAAUGGAGAAUAAAUCCUAGGAUCCAUGUCCCCAUCAACCUCUCCAAUCUGCCACAUCCCCUUGAAUAAAUACUUUUAUGGAUAGCCUCCUUUUACUGUGAUGUUUCCUUUGUAUGUUGGGGUCCUUCUACGAGCCUUU
Messenger RNA from Scleropages formosus (Asian bonytongue), 4904 nucleotides. It is a transcript of the gene daam1a, whose product is annotated as dishevelled associated activator of morphogenesis 1a. Gene Ontology annotation, cellular component: stress fiber. The record is from RefSeq and is a predicted model, not a curated record. NCBI's taxonomy places the organism in Eukaryota, Metazoa, Chordata, Actinopteri, Osteoglossiformes, Osteoglossidae. Gene Ontology annotation, molecular function: actin binding; small GTPase binding. The transcript has 26 exons. Gene Ontology annotation, biological process: actin cytoskeleton organization. The coding region runs from base 257 to 3475 and encodes 1072 amino acids.